Molecule: messenger RNA, 2625 nt
Organism: Ciona intestinalis (vase tunicate)
Lineage: Eukaryota; Metazoa; Chordata; Ascidiacea; Phlebobranchia; Cionidae
Source: RefSeq, a predicted model, not a curated record
ACUUUUGCCAGACUUUCAUACGUUUGGCUUACACAUAUUACAGAUUUCAGAAAAUAAAAAGAGUAAUUGAGGACAUAGGUGUAAUUCAGAAAAUUGCGAAAUAAAGCUAUCAAUUUAGUAAUAGUCAGUAUAUUAUUAUGUCAUAAUAUAUUACUACUGGCAGUACUACCGUAAAAAUACAAACACAAAAUAAAAACUAAGCCGCCAUGAAAAAAGAAAAUAAAUAAGUUUAUUCCGUAUUUGAGAGGCUUUUGCCUCAUGAAUAUGUGUCAUAAAUGGUAUAAAGUUUAAGAAAUUGAUAGUAAAAACAGAAACGACAAAUGACUGAAAAAGAAGUUGGCUAUAAGCCUGGUUUCGAGACACUGAAACGUAAGGUACACUUUAAAGAAACUGCCAAAACUGAAAGUGUGGAGAGAAAAGCAAGUCCAGAGAAAAGUGAGUCUAAAUUUCUCUCUGGGCAAACCAGCCAUGAAGAAAAUAUGGUUGUUAAGAACACCAUAACUAUAACAGUAAUUCCUGAUGAAACUGAUUGCUUACAUCCUUCUGCUGGUGGUCUAGGAACAAAUCCACCAACUAUAUUGGAAAAUAAUGGAUUGAAUAUUUCAAAUACGCAAAACACAAAACUUGAGGAGAAUGCACGCCUUCAAUUGCUUAAAGAUAUUUUGGAGUUCCCAGUUAAAAUUGAGUCUCUACCAACUGCAGAGAAAGUGCUUAGGCAUAAGAAAAAGUACAUUGAUCUUGGUAACAAACAGCUGGAUGCAAUACCUGAAGAACUUUAUGAAUUUGUUGAGACGGAGGAAUUACAUUUGGAGCAUAACCAACUACAAUGCAUGCCUCCUGAACUUGGCUGUCUAGUAAACUUAAGGAUUCUGUACAUGGACAACAAUAAACUUGAAGAUGUGAAUGAUAAUAUCGCUUCCUUGCAAAAUUUGAUUUCACUUGACCUCAGUUUUAAUCCUUCACUCAAUCUUCCUAUUUCUUCAAUUGCUCGACUUGCAAAUUUAACCGAUUUGCGCUUAUAUAACAUUAAUUUAAUGGAAUUUCCCACCAAGUUCUGCCGAUCUAUGCUACACCUAGAACUGCUUGGUAUCUCAAACAACAACCUAAGAAAUUUGCCCCCAGAAAUGGAACGACUUAAAAAGCUAAAAGAACUAUACGUGGAAAAUAACCAAUUGGUUGAUUUCCCACAAUGUAUUUGCUCACUGGCCAAUCUUAAGGUUCUUGACUUGGAUGGAAACAGAAUAUACAGAAUACCCCAACAAGUUGCUGGCCUUGUGUCUUUGAACCAACUUCAUUUGGCCCGUAAUGCACUCACUAGUCUUCCUGAUGCUUUGUGUCUGCUUGAAAACCUUCAACUCUUAGACCUUGGCCUGAAUGCGUUGUCAGCCCUUCCAGAUUCAAUUCAGUGGUUGACAAAUCUUCGCGAAUUUAAUGCCAGUUUUAACCAUCUCCGAGUACUGCCGCAUAAAUUUUACAAGCUAGUAGAGCUAGAAGUGUUGCAUUUACGUGGCAAUCUGCUGCGAAAUUUGCCAAAGAGAAUUUCUCGAUUGAGGAAACUGAGAUACCUGGAUGCAAGCUCUAACAGGUUGCUCCAUCUGCCCGCAAACAUUUGUGCGCUAACCUCACUACAAAUGUUGGCAUUGGAUGAUAAUGAAUUACAAGAUCUUCCUGAACAUUUUGGAAAUUUAAAGUCAUUGGCUAUUCUUGGUUUAACUGGGAAUCAAUUUGAAGAGUUUCCUCUGAGUUUAUGUUCCGUAACUUCACUGCAAAAACUAUAUCUUGGGCAAGAUCAAGGCAAGCCGUUUACAAGAAUACCAGAGCAGGUCCAAUAUUUAAAAGAACUUGAAGAAUUAUAUCUGGAUAAUAACUUGCUGAUUACUUUGCCUCAUGUUUUACGACAUUUGAAAAAGCUGAGAAUUUUUGAUAUUUCAAACAACAGACUAUCUACAUUACCUGCUACUUUUACAGAAAUAACCUGGUUGCAUUCAAUAAAAUUGGACAACAAUGAUCUUGACAAACUGCCAGAAGAAAUUGACACUUUCAAAUCGCUUAAAGUUUUAAGUGUUAAAAACAACCCAAUGCAAUAUCCACCGAAAGAAGUUUGUGAAAACGGUCUUGAAAGUAUUCUUGCUUUCAUUACUCAUGAGAAAAAUGUUCGUAAACGAGCCAUAGCGAUUCAGGCUUGGUGGAGAGGAAUGAUGGUACGGGGUGGACUUGGUGUUUUUAACACUGGGACUAAAUCUAAAAAAGGAAAAAAAGGCCAAAAGAGUUCAGCGAAGGGAAAAAAGAAAAAAUAGUUCUUUGUAACUGAUACAGUAAAUCAUGUUACAUACGAUUUGUUGCAUUUGAUUUGUGUUACAAGUACAUUUGCAAAUGACCAUUGGUCCAUUAUAAAGUUCUAUAUGUUUGUAUUAUGUUACUGAAGGCUAUUUGAGAUAUUAUAUGAUAUACUGUGAAGUAAUGUAGUGGUUGUACACUUGCACUUUUCUUUAAAGCAAUAUAGAUAAGUUUUUUCCCAGUAAAUGUUGUGUUUAACAUAUUUAAAAACUAGUGAACCGCUAUUAAUAUUUUCACACUACAAUAAUUCUACAUUCAAAAAGGAACUUUAUUACAAUUCUAUAUUUG